CGUCUGCCUGUCAGGAAUAGCAAAGUGUAGUGUCCCGGUCUGGAGCCCUGCGUGUCUCCUGUCUCAAGCAGAACCGCCGGCUUCACGUCUGAGUUGGACAGGGGAUCUAGGCAGUUUGAAGUGGAAUGCUGCCAGAUCUAUCUUUCCAGCUCACGCGUGGAGCCGCGACAGGUCUACAGCGUCUUGCCAGCUUACCACACGAUGCACCAAGAAAACGCACAAGAAGAUGAGCAGUUAAGGGUUAAGUGGAGGUGUGAUCUCUUCACUUUUUUUGGUUAAAGUGAGAUUCAACUCCUCCAACUUAAUCCUUACUUGCACAAUCGACACAGACGAGGCGAACCAAGAUACGAAGACCAAUUUUAUUUUGAUGAUGAUUUUAUUUUUCGUCACAAUUCUUGAUUGUAAUGUUUAUCACAUAUAGCUAUUAUAUUUUCAUUCAUUUAUGAUUAACACAUAAAAAAAUAUUUAACAAUAAAUAUGUUUUUUUUUGUAACAUACAACUAACAUUAUGAAACGAAGUGUGUUAAAAUUAGGGUCAUAUUAAAAUUCAUGUUAUUUUUUUAAGUAACUGUACAAAUAUAUUCUCUAUUAUGUUUAAACAUGAACAAGAUAUUAAAAUAAUAUGUACACUUGUUUUAUUUUACCAUCACUCAAAAAUAUUCCAUUUUACUGGCAGUGGCAUACUUGCGAAACUGUAGCGCCACUGUGCGCGCGCAUGAGUAUUAUUCGAGACCCAACGCCCUGUAGACUAGCCUGAAGUGCACCACAAAUCACUAGAAAAAAAUCACAACACCCAAAACAAAAAAUGGGCAAAAAAACGUUGGUAACACCGGUGCGCUAAAAAAGCUUGCAAACUUCACGCACCUAACCUGCGCUGGACAUCGACUCGUCCGUAUUCUCUAAACUCUGGGAAAAUGUAUAUUGAUUUUUCAAAGAAAAGUCAACCGAUGUAACAAAACACCGUUCGCGGAGUGUUUAUACGCGUUUAGAAGUGUCGCGGUCGAUGUGCUGUGUCGUCGAGAUGGUGCGACGGUGUAUCUCGGCGCGUUCCCAGUGAGAUCGGAGAGUGUUGCGUCGCGCGGCCGACGGCCCGGAGCCCGGCCGCGGCCAGGGCCUGGGCGCGCCAUGGACGCCGGCGCCGCGGACCCGCUGCGAGCGGCCAGGCCGGAGGAGGGCUCAGAGAAGAAGGGCUCGGAGGGGCAGGACGAUGGCUACGAGACGAGCAACAGCGGCGAGGCGCGCCGCAAGCCCUCCAGCGCCGAGGGCUCCCCCGCGCCCGCGCCCCCCGCGCCGCCCGCGCCGCUCGACCCCUCCCCCGCGCCGCCCACCCCCCACAACCCCUCCCCCGAGCACGAGCUCGAGCCCGAGCACGAGCCCGAGCCCUACGAGCUGAUGCAGCGCCACUACCCGGCCUACAGACACUUCGAGCAGCCCCAGCCGCAGCCCGACUACCCCUUCUUCCCGAAAUACUCCGACCCGUACGGGUUCAAGCGCGAACCCGACGCCCCCUACGACAUGUCGCACCACUACCAGCCGCACCCCCACCAGCAUCCACACCAACAACACCACAAGAGAGACGAGGACAUGUAUAACGGGGUUAAACGGGAGUGCGACGACCCGUACUCGUUCGUCGAAGAGGACGCGAUGUGCGCGAUGCUGGGCGCGCCUCAGCACCACCCGUUGGAGCAACAUCAGCACCACCAGCAGAUGCAUCAGCAUCCGCACGCGAUGCAUCCGCAGCAUCCGCAGCACCAUAUGCAAAUGCAUCCGCAGAUGAUGCUCAACCAGCCGAAGAAGAGAGGGCGGAAGAAGAAGAUUAAGGAUGAGAAUGGGAUGGAGAUAAAAAUAGAGGGCCAAGAGGUCCGACCUGUGAAAGAGCGGAAGAAACACGACCGCUUCAACGGCAUGAGCGAAGAGGAGGUGGCACGGCGGACGCUGCCCGACCACCUGGCGGAGAACCUGGACAUCAUCAUUAUCGGCAUCAACCCCGGGUUGUUCGCGGCGUACAAGGGUCACCACUACGCCGGCCCCGGCAACCACUUCUGGAAGUGUCUGUACCUGUCCGGUCUGACCCGGGAGCAGAUGAGCGCUGACGAAGAUUACAAGUUGCUGAACUUCGGCAUCGGUUUCACGAACAUGGUGGGGCGCGCGACCAAGGGGUCCGCGGACCUCACGCGGCGGGAGAUCAAAGAAGGCUCCGCGGCCUUGCUGGACAAGCUGCGAGCCUUCCGCCCUAAGGUAGCGGUAUUCAAUGGAAAAUUGAUCUACGAAGUUUUCUCGGGCAAGAAAGACUUCUGUUUCGGCAAACAGCCUGACACCAUCGCCGGCACAAACACGUACAUGUGGGUGAUGCCGUCCUCGUCGGCGCGCUGCGCGCAGCUGCCGCGCGCGGCCGACAAGGUGCCGUUCUACGCGGCGCUCAAGAAGUUCCGCGACUACCUCAACGGCCUCGUGCCGCACAUCGACGAGGCCGAGCUCGUCUUCCCCGACAACACCUCGCGCCGCCCGCAGGAGGAGAUGGAGAUACGCAGACUCACCAUGGAGCCCGAGCCAGGCGACACGAUCAUCCUAGAAGACGGCACAGAAGUCCCACUGAAGAAGAAAAGGGGGCGGCCUAAGAAGAUAAAGUUGGAGAACGGAGAAGUGGCGCCGCCGACGCCGCGGGCGCCGAGGCAGCCGCGAGCGCCGCAGGUUUUGGACCCGAACGGGGAACAGCCGCCUAAGAAGAAAAGGGGGAGGCCUAAGAAGAUCAGGCCUGAGGAGCAACAGUUCCUGUUGCAACAACAGCAACAACAACAACAGCAGCAACAGCAACAACAGCAGCAACAGCAGGUGCAUGAUAUGUUAAACGAAUGUUUGCCGCAGCAGAUGCUGCCGAUGGCCGGCGGCAUGCACGAGCAGUUCCCGGCCCAGCCAGCACAGAACCAGGACAUGGAUAUGAUGUACUCCGAACCACCCUACUUUCAGCACGGUGGCAACAUGGAGUCCCAGAUGGAAGUCGCCGCGCCGCUGGGGCUGGCGCGCUACUCGUCGCCCGGGCCGGGCUCGGGACCCGGAUCCGGCACGGCGCCGGGCGGCGCGGGGACGGCGGGCGGGCCCGCUGGCCGGCGCCUCCCGCGCGCCGUGUACGCGUCGCCGCGCUCCGCCGGCUACUCGCCCGGCCCGCAGCGCCCGCAGGGCACGCCGCAGCCGCAGGUGAGACUCACCGUCACCAGCACCACUCAUCACCGCGCGCCGUCACCACUCAUCACCGCGCGCCGUGUACGCUCCGCCGGCUACUCGCCCGGCCCGCAGCGCCCGCAGGGCACGCCGCAGCCGCAGGUGAGACUCACCGUCACCAGCACCACUCAUCACCGCGCGCCGUGUACGCUCCGCCGGCUACUCGCCCGGCCCGCAGCGCCCGCAGGGCACGCCGCAGCCGCAGCACCACUCAUCACCGCGCGCCGUGUACGCUCCGCCGGCUACUCGCCCGGCCCGCAGCGCCCGCAGGGCACGCCGCAGCCGCAGGUGAGACUCACCGUCACCAGCACCACUCAUCACCGCGCGCCGUGUACGCUCCGCCGGCUACUCGCCCGGCCCGCAGCGCCCGCAGGGCACGCCGCAGCCGCAGCACCACUCAUCACCGCGCGCCGUGUACGCUCCGCCGGCUACUCGCCCGGCCCGCAGCGCCCGCAGGGCACGCCGCAGCCGCAGGUGAGACUCACCGUCACCAGCACCACUCAUCACCGCGCGCCGUGUACGCUCCGCCGGCUACUCGCCCGGCCCGCAGCGCCCGCAGGGCACGCCGCAGCCGCAGCACCACUCAUCACCGCGCGCCGUGUACGCUCCGCCGGCUACUCGCCCGGCCCGCAGCGCCCGCAGGGCACGCCGCAGCCGCAGGUGAGACUCACCGUCACCAGCACCACUCAUCACCGCGCGCCGUGUACGCUCCGCCGGCUACUCGCCCGGCCCGCAGCGCCCGCAGGGCACGCCGCAGCCGCAGCACCACUCAUCACCGCGCGCCGUGUACGCUCCGCCGGCUACUCGCCCGGCCCGCAGCGCCCGCAGGGCACGCCGCAGCCGCAGUACCCAUCAUCACCGGCCGCGUUCUCGGCUCCUUCGCCCCCGCGCAGCAACCCGUACGGGUCGCCGGCGCGGGGCGGCGUGGGCGUGGGCGUGGGCGUGGGCGUGUACCCGGGCCGCAGCCCGCUGUACGCCGCCUCGCCCGCGCCCUACAGCCACGCGGCCGGCUCGCCGCACGUGCGCCUCGAGGACAGCUACGACCACCGCCAGGAGGCGCAGGGACAGACUCCCCGGCCGUACUCGCGCUCGCCGGCGCCGCUCGGCGCGGGCGCAGGCGCGGGCGCGGGCGCGGCGUUCCCCGCCGCGUCGCCGGCGGCGCACUCGUACACGCCGUCGCCCGCGCACACGCCCUACUCGCAGCACUCCUCCCCCGCGCCGCGCACGCCCUCCGCCUACCCCAACCACGUCUCCCCCGCGCCGCUACCGCCGCUCCCGCACCGCUCCACCGGCAGCGCGGGCUCCUUCGCCGGGGAACUCUCCAGCGACAUCGGCGCCGCCAUAUCCUCGCCCAACGCUAGCCCGGGGCUGACGCUAGACUUCGAGCCCCCUCAUGCGGGGGAGAGUCGGGAGCGCGAGAGAUCGCCGCUCGGAUCUACGGACAUGCAUCCGGGAAGUGGGAGCGACGAGUCGCUACAAGAUUAUAACAAGCAGGCGAACUCGGGCGUGAGCGAGAUGUCGCCCGGCGGCGUCGCGAGCAACGUCGGUGUGCCGUCCUCCUUCGGCGCGGGGUUGUACGACGGCGCAGAGCGGCUCGCCUACCCGCACCAUCCGCUGCACGACGCUGCGCAUAAAGAUCACUACUACCGCGACCAAGUAAUCCACAUAUCGACGCCCGAGGGCGGGGGCGAGGGCCCGUUCUCGCCGCACGCGCCCGCCUUCCGCCCGCCCGAGCACAGCGCGCACUCCAGGCCACCCGGGUCGCCGGGCGAGUUCUCCAGCGGGGGCGCGAAGCCCAAGUCCCAAGACGUGGCGUCCAAGUCCCUCUCGGGGCUGGAGUCGCUCGUCGACCAGAUCCCCUCCAUCGCGGACGGGGGCCCCGCGCCCGCAGCCUCCAGCGCGGGGCCUACUCCACAGCCCGAGCCCGCGGCGCCCGUGGCGUCUCUCCCCGAGUACGCGCCCGCGCUCUACCCGCCCUACGGGUACGGCUCCCCCGCCUACGCCAACAACGGGUACGGCGCGCCGUUCGUGGGGUACGGCGGCGGCUGGGGCGGGCAGCUCAUGCGGCCGACGCCGGGCUACCUGUCCGAGUGGCAGUACGGCUACUCCGGCGUGCCCGGCGUGCCCGGCGUGCCCGGCGUGCCGUCCGUGGCGUCCGUGGCGUCCGUGGCGGGCAGCUACGCGCCCUACAACGCGCCCUACUACAACGGCUACGCGCCGCCGCCCGCGCACCACCAGCAGGCGCACUACCUGUCGCCGCCGGCGCUGAUGGAGCUGCACAAGAGCAGCGACGCGCCCGCCGCCGUGUCCGCCGUGCCCUCCGUGCCCUCCGUCGGCUUCGGCGGCUUCUGCUAGCCAGCGCACCCCCCAGCACGGACGGCGCACGGAUCCGGCCCUCACAGAGCUUCACUGCGUCCCCCGUCGUGCCCUCCCUCCACGGAGCCGGCUUCUGCUAGCCGCUACACCCGGACAGCACGGAGGGAACACGGAGCCGGCACGGACGUGACUCGGAACCGGCACGGAGAGCUUCGAUGCGAGCGGAGCGGAUGAGUUGCCGUAAUUAAAUGUCAUUUGGGAUUUUAUCGACUUUUUUCGACUGUAAUUAUUGACUAGGAGUAAAAAAAAACGGACGAUAACGUUUCGUUGCGUGUCAUUCGUUAUUUCCAAUGUGUUUAGAUAUCGUAUUACGAUCAUUAGAAUUUUUUAAAAUAAGUGACACGGCGGAAAAGUCAAUAUCAAAGAAUGAAUUCUAUAAAGAGGAUUAAAGUUUAAAAUUGGUCGAGAUAAAGUAAGCUCUUAUGAGGUUUAAUUGUUGCAAGUUCAGCGCUUCGCUCAUAGCCCUUAUUUGUAAAUAUUGUAUCUUUUGUCCAUCACAUUUUGUAUUAGGUAGAUUGUUUUCGGUCGCCGGUCGCGGGGGCGGCGGGUGGAUGGGAGUCUUGCCAGUGAAGUCGAAGUUUCGCGUUCUAGUCACUUACUAAUUCGUGUGGGCUAGUCAAAAAUAUGUCGCCGCCUCCCCGCGGGUAGCCGAGCUCGGCCUAUGAUGCGUAUACUUUUUUAUUUAGUUUAGUUUCGUAUUUAUAAAGCGAUUUUAGCAUUUUUAUAUACAACGGAAUAUAUUUUUACUGUCGCUUGUCGGCCAUUUUGAAGUCGCGGUCGGUGACCUCUCGUGGACGCUUUUAACUAGUGUUCUUUUCGCAAUCAAGUAUUUUUGAAUCAUCACGUGGUCGUGAGCGAGUACUGCCUUUUUAAAAUUAAGUACUUAUCAUAAAUUAUAUUUCUAUUUAUUUAUUUUGGUUACUCGUGACAGUUGCUCGAUUAUAAGGCUAGAGGUGACCGACCGGGCAGGGAAGUUACCGUCCGCCGCCGCGCCGGCCCGGGCCCGGCCCGGACGGCCCG
Leguminivora glycinivorella is the source of this 6615-nucleotide messenger RNA. Its product is annotated as nascent polypeptide-associated complex subunit alpha, muscle-specific form-like. NCBI's taxonomy places the organism in Eukaryota, Metazoa, Arthropoda, Insecta, Lepidoptera, Tortricidae. Gene Ontology annotation, molecular function: mismatch base pair DNA N-glycosylase activity; DNA binding. The record is from RefSeq and is a predicted model, not a curated record. Gene Ontology annotation, biological process: base-excision repair, AP site formation. Gene Ontology annotation, cellular component: nucleus.